This is a messenger RNA of Nematostella vectensis (starlet sea anemone), 7794 nucleotides long. RefSeq names its product protein capicua homolog. The transcript has 8 exons. Gene Ontology annotation, biological process: regulation of transcription by RNA polymerase II. The record is from RefSeq and is a predicted model, not a curated record. Bases 309 to 4106 code for a protein of 1265 amino acids. NCBI's taxonomy places the organism in Eukaryota, Metazoa, Cnidaria, Anthozoa, Actiniaria, Edwardsiidae. Gene Ontology annotation, molecular function: DNA-binding transcription factor activity, RNA polymerase II-specific; RNA polymerase II transcription regulatory region sequence-specific DNA binding. Gene Ontology annotation, cellular component: nucleus.
AUUCACUAUCAAGUCUGUCGCUAGUUCUACAACUGGAGGUGAGGGACGGUUUAGCUGCCGUCGGUGCCGUUUCUCAAACUUAAUUUAUAGUUUGAACGGAGCAGCCGCUAGGUGCCUAUAACGAGGUGGCUAGUGCGGUUUUUCGUGAUGUUUCGUUAGCGCGAUCGUCAUCCAGACGACGGCGAAAGCAAAGCGAUUGUACUUUACACGAAGAGUCCUCUCGUAAUCUUUAUUCACCCUCAAUCUGGUAACCUGCGCAAGAUUUCACAUCAUCUCAAACUUGUCAUUCUCUAUUCACAGGGCUGGAGAUGAGUCACCGUACAAGAGUUCGUCGUGGCACAGCUACAAAUAUGGACUAUAAAAGAGUGAACUCUUUACAAGCGAGUUACAACAUAACGCCAUUUGUUUCCCCUAAGUCCAAUUCAGCUGUUCCCCACUCAGGAGGAAACAACAACCGACGAAAAAGCAGCGAUGGAUCUUUUGGGGGUUUGAAUCGAGAGUUCGACGUUGAACCUGAUACCCAAGGCCCAAACAGGUGCACUGCUGCACUGAACUCUCCUCGGAAAAACAAUGUUUCGAGACAACUGGCAUUUCAACAAGCGAGUAAUUGCGAAGAAGAGGAAAAUACGGAUAGCGCUAUUUCUGACGAAGAAGUUGAAGGAGUAACACAAAAUUAUAAACCCGUGACCCAUAAAGUUUGGAGGACUUUGUCACCUAAUAAAUCACACAGGACUGAACUAGUAUCCAGAACGCCUACCCCUACGCAGCAAAAAUAUAAAAAGGGAGAUAUAGUCCAAAUGCCAAAUGGAAUUCGCAAGAAAUUUAAUGGAAAGCAGUGGCGCAGACUGUGUUCACGUGAGGGGUGUAAUAAGGAGUCUCAGAGGCGGGGAUUUUGCUCACGCCACCUUUCACUUAAAGGCAAACCCUUGAAGAACCUGACACCAGGACGCCAGAAAGGAACACGCAAGGGGACUUUACAUGGAAAGGAACUGGAUUGGGAAUCUGGUGGGGAUAGUGAGGGAAGUGUGGAGGGUGAGGUGAAUAGUAGAUUGUCAAGUAGGAACCUUGAUGACAAAGAAGCAGAGGCUGCAGCAAUGCUGGUGUCGCUCAGUAAUUCCCGUAACCCUACUCCGUUCUCAAACCCCACGACUCCUCGGCCAAUCUCACCAUCAUCGCCGUCUUUCAGCUUUAACUCAAAUCCCAACCAAAAAACAAACUGGGCCACAACAACACCAAAAUCUGGACGUUCCUCAAGUGCUGAGUUGCUGUCACCAUUUUUUGCUGGCAAUAACAACUCUUCUAACACUAUAAGCCCAGAUUCAGGGAUUCACUGCCGGGAUGAGUUAGGUGGCGGGACGCCAGCUUUCACUUCACCACCAAACACUCCAACUAAAAGAACAUUCUCACCAAUCUCUCCACCAGCUGGUUGUGCAGCAUCACCAGUGCCACCAACUCCACCUGCUAUAUCAUCUAAGCGAUCAUUCUCUCCAAUCCCAGCACCUUCUGCCAUUACUCCACCCAAAAAAGUUGCUCGAGUCAUGUACUCUCCUAUUCCUCCUCAAUCCCUUCCAGUUACAUCAAGUCGUACAUUUGUUCCAGUUACUAACAGCCAGACCAUCCAGAAAAAUUCAUUUUUGACAGACAACAGUUCCUGCAAUGAUACCACCAGAAGUGAAACAAAAGUUCUUGUCAGUAGCUUGGAAAGCACUUUAACAAAGAACACUUUCAGUAAACCUGCACCAUCUUCUUCCAAAGAAUAUGUCCCAAGUCUUCAAAUCCCUCCAGUGCAGGCAAACACGGUAGAAGUAAGAGUCUAUCCCUGGCACACGCUUCUGCCACACAUGUCUAUCUCAGCGGUUAAAGAGAAGAUGGAAGAUAAACAAGUAGUCCAACCUUCCUGUACCACUCCAGUGUUUGAUGAAGAUGAGUCAGAAACAAGUGAUGGUCCGUCAACGUCCAGGAAGCGCACCAGAUCUGGAGGGAAUGAUGAUAGUAAGGACCACAUCCGUCGUCCGAUGAAUGCCUUCAUGAUCUUCAGCAAGCGACACAGGGCCCUCGUGCACCAGAAGCAUCCCCAUCAGGACAACCGGACUGUGAGUAAGAUACUAGGGGAGUGGUGGUAUGCACUGGGGCCUGAAGAAAAACAGAGCUACAAUGCUCUUGCAGCUCAGGUCAAAGAGGCUCAUUUCAAAGCUCAUCCAGACUGGAAAUGGUGCACAAAGGACAGGAAGAAAUCUCCUCGGAAGUCCACUGAUUCUGCAGAGAUAGCUGGAUACUCUGAAGGCAACUCUGACUUUGGGGAGAUGAUGAGUGAUGAUGAGAUGAAACCGAAAGCUAGAUGCAAAAGAUCACAAAGUACACCGAUACAUCAGGAAAACAGAGAAGAGGCACACAGACCAUUUACCCCACAACCAGGACGUCCACUGUCUCGACAGGCCUUGGAGCUUGCCCAGGCAUCAAACAGAACAAUAGAUGCUGAUCUGAAAGAUACCCCAUCUGAACCUGAGGACGAUGUGGAGCUAGAGUGCCGUGAGAACAUGGAUGAGAAUGAAGAGUCGGAAACCUCUGAUAAUGAAGACAUCCCAAGUAAGGCAUUCCCUCAGCAGAAAUUUACAUCAACUCCUCAUUUCCAGCGACGCAGCCUUACCCCUGAUGUCGGCAAGAACUGUUACUCUCCAGUGCCUUUCACGGCCAGAAGAGCCAAGACACCAGAUGUAUAUUCAGUGUCAAGAAUGGAAACAUGGAACAGAUCAGUUAAACAUCAAGGGGUCGACCAAGGAGAAGACAGCAGCACUCACAGGGUUGUUGAACCCUCGUUUAGAGCACCAAAACCUGCCUCAAAGCGCCAACAAUCUUCAAUUGAUACCUCGUCAAGUACGUUUGCUCGGCCUAUGGCAGCACCAUCAAUAAAGUGCUCUUCGCCUGGACUUACUAUCAGUGGAAGCUUCAAACCGAAGGGUUCUGUCUUCAAACCUAAGCCUGGCCUCCAAGGAAAACCUAGCCAUGAACAAGGUACUGUUAUCGUGAGAGUGAGUGAUUCCAAUCGCCUAUCUAGUGCGUCAACAUACCUCAACACUGAGGCUCACUUACAAAGGCACCCGUUUCCUCAAGUGGCACCCUGCUUCACCCAUAUCGGUUACAUGCAGAGCCAACUACAGGCCAUUGCCCCACUUCCACCACAGAGUACUGAUCACCACACAUCCCCUAUUGUGAGAGCUACCAAACAGCCGAUGCCAACAAGCAGGACCACAGGAAAUAACCUGACAGGAGCAGGUACUUAUGAGGGUCGGCCUAGUCACCUGACAUUCCACCCACUGGCAAUAGCAACAACUGGGCCCACAGUAACAACUCAUAAUCUACGACAUGCCGCUGCCUCGCUUAACCAGCAGGCCCAUCCCAUCAAUUCAUUCAUGACCAUACCAAGGUCUUCAGUGGUUACAGCAAAUGCCUCCGCAUCGAUGCCACCUGAAGACCAGCCUCAGGUGAUGAAUAGCCCGCACCUGGUAGGUGCUGCUGUCGCUAAGGAAGCCUCUCAAGGGACAGUGGGGAGCACUGAAGGUGGAGCCGAGGGCGUCGGGCACAAGGGUAUCCUGAAGAGGUUUAUUCCAGAUGGCAUGGAAGAAGUUCUCUCCGAUGUGGGCUUCGAAAAGCAAUUUGCAGCACUUCCAGAGUACACUCCAACUACCAUGGGAACCCAGUCCCUCAACUCCCCUCGCCCCAAGACACCCACUCACAAAACUCGUUCUGCCGUGCGCGUACACGACACCGACAACAAUCCGAGUGUAUCACGACAGGAGCCGAGUGUUUCCAACACAAACCUUCGAGACGCGAACCUUAACCUAGAUGCCUUGGCCGAAGCUGCGGCAAUGGAACAAGGGAGCAAUAGAGUUGAGAUUCCGACGAGUCUUCCUAGCAGCCCGUCUAGGCGUAACCCGGACUUGAGGCGAAACCUGGUAAUUCAGCUGUUCAACCAACACGGUUAUUUUCCUUCGGAAAAUAUAACCAGCGAAUUCCAGCAAGCUCAUGUGGAAGUGUUCCCCACUAAAAACUGCCUGCAACUGAAGAUAAGAGAGGUGAGGCAGAAACUCAACAGCAACCUAAGCUAGCAAAAACUUGAAGUCAUUCGUAGUCACGCAAUGCGUGACAAGACCAACCAGGCACUGGCAUGUAUCAUAUGUGUCUGGUGACGUGACGUUGCCAGAUCAUCAUAGGAUACUCAUGCAGCAAUCUCAGGAAGCAAAGAUAGAUUAAAAUGUAUAUAGUAUCUUUCGGCCCGUCACGCAAUGCUCGAUAGGCCUUGUGAUAAGUGUGUCUGGCAUGACUUGGUGUUGCGUGAUCAUAAAAAGUCAUUUAAACAGUAGCUUCAGAUACAAAAAUAUUACUUAACAAUACGUUAGUCACGUCCGGUCGAUCGUGGAAGUCGUGAGGUCUCGUGAUGAGCGAAGAACUAGUUUGAAAUAAGUCACCUCUGGUGUGACAAGGAGUGCGUGACAGAACCCGAUAUUAGCAUUCCUGUAUUGAUACACGGCGACAGUUUGUAUUUAUCUAAAGUCUUUUUUCAGUAAUAGCUACAUUUCUUACCGCUAUUUUCUUGGUUUUUUCGUCUAUUCUACGGAUUCAAUGGUAUUUGAUAUCCACACAUUUUCUUUAUUUUUAAGAAAUUUUCAUUUGCAGUUUUCUAUUGCUUUGGUCGCAUAUUUUUAAAGCUCAUUUUGGCUUCAUUUUCACUGUUUUAGAUUGCAAAACAGCAUGUAAAUCUUUGUCUAUUCAAAGUCGUUGCUUCUCGCUUCUGUUAGCUUUAAUUUUUUUAUAAAUCCAUCGUAUCAAUUUUUUUCUAUUGAUUGAAAUUCUGUGGUCGUGAAAAUGUUUUGUUUUUACAGUUUGUUGUUUGAUUUAGACUAGCAUUGUGUUGAAUAUUUUACGACGUGAUAGCAAUUUGCAGUUCCGUGGUUUUUCGGGGCGACCAUGUUUUUUGUCUUGCAUGUCAGAUACUUUUAAAUGCUAGUCCGCAAUGUUUUAUUCUGACAAUCAUUUAACGUCUUUUCUCUAAAACUCGAUGCAAAUAAAAUCCUGAUAAAAACUUUUUGUAUGUAACAUCGCACGCGCUAUCUAUAAUGUAUACGUAAUAAAACUUUUCUAGCUUUGAUAUAAUCCUACUCGCACAACGGAACUGAUUUGCGUUAACUUAGGGUCAGGGAUAAUCUGAUUUUUAUAAGAUAAUCUCCGAAAUAUCUUCAUCGGUUCACCCUCUCUAAUGCAGCGCAUGGUUAUGAUCAUGAAGAUUAACUAAAAAACUCAUCACCACAUUCUCUACCCUUUUCUCUGAAUGAAAUGGGGGUCCAUGACUGUAUUUCUAGGGCGCUAAAGCAAUGGCAGAUGUAACACCAAUAAGAAUCGGUCGAAUAUAAGGGUAAAUGUUAUACAGUUGCGUACUUUUGCGUGUAAGUUCCAGCGACUUACCCAAUCCCUUGUGUCCGAGAUAGAACCAAACUUGAAAGUAAAGGAAAACAAGAGUUUUCGUUGACCAAAUGUAAAAGAAAAAUUAGAUGAAAGAUGGCCCCAGAGCAAUACAUCAUGGGAAAUUUAAGGUCUACCCUUUAAGAAUAUAAUAAACUCAAAAUCCAUGGUCAAUCAUUAUACCGUAGUAUACAUAAGUAUCAGAAGGUUACUAACCGCUUGUGGGUUUCCAAAAAGUUUGGACUUUUUCCAAGAACUAUGUCUUUGUAAAGUCUCUCGAUAAAUUGAAGUCAGCCUACCUGUAGGCUUUGAUAGUUUUUCCGGCAAACCCCGAAAACACAAAGCAAUUUGAUAAGAAAUACGAGUAGGUUUGUCCAUAUGAUUAGGUUAUUCGUGUAAGUAAUGUAGCCCGUAUACUUCUCUUAUUUAUUCCCAUGCAUGUGCAUAUAGUUAAUGUAUGUCUGUAUCUUCUUAUCUGUACAUAGCUAUUAUAUAUCAGAGUAAUUUAUGAUUUUAGUUUUCACGUGGUCCCUUGGUAACACGUAGUGAAUAUGAUUUGUAGUAAGUAGUAUGAUUUGUAGCGAAGGUUCUUAAACUGCUCCGUUCCAUAUUUGCGGUAUAAAUAGAAACAAAUUUCUAUCUGUUUGGAUAAGGAGAACAUUUAUGGCCUUUGUUACUUAUAGAAUAAAAAAAACAGAAAACACAAAAAUUCUGCUAGACCUGCUUGGUCGAGAAGGCAGAUAACCGGUUUAUCAAGGUAAAAGGAAGUUUUAGUUUCAAGGGCAAGAACAGGGACCGCUGGUUAGUCCUGUUAUUGUGUUAUUAAUUCAAGCCAAUAUCAAAACUACAAAUAGAGUUAAAAACAGGGCCGUAGCAGGGGGUGGGGUGUGCGGGGCAUUGGGGGCACGUGCCCCCCAAUAUAUUUAAAAAAAUUAAGGAAAUGACCAGUAGGGGCGUGGCUGUGCCCCCCAUUGUUUUCUUAAUGUUUCUGUAUCGUGCCCUUUCCCGAAUAAUUCGUGGCCUGCUACGGCUAUGUUAAAAUGAUAAAUAUUAGUAUGCUUUAUUGCUUUUAAGGCAAAGUACUUAAGAAAAGACACUAUAAACAAUUACUUGCUUUGCAAUAAUAUUGGGUCAGACGAGCCAUUCUCCUGAAGUUGUAGUUUGCACUGAAACGUUUUCUGUAAGUUUCAGCGAAUGUCUCGUAGGAUUCUGCCAUUUUAUUUUUUUGGUAGAAGCAUUUGUAACCUGAGUCUUAUCACCAACAGGUAAUAAUCCGCGUGUCAUAAUCACUCACUAUACUAGCACUUAAAGGCGCAUUGUCACCAGUUUACUUCAGGAGGUCCGACGGAAACCUCAACCGUUAAAAGACAAAAGAAUCUAUUAAAAUCCGAGAUAUUAAACAGGCCAUCCGCUCUAAAUUAUCAAUCACAUGCUCAAAGAAACUUCUAAUCAACACACUGCUUCAAUGUUUUGAAAUAUUUUUCGCUUUUUCCGUUAAAAACCGUCGGAUAUUGUUACGUAAUCGACCGGAAGUAAACUGGUGACAAUGCGGCUUUCACUAAUAGAAGCAUUAGGCACUAAUUGAACCAAGUCACUUGACUUUUUCAAUGGCAAACUCGCGUCAUAAUAAGCACAAAGAUGAAUGUCACGCCAGAGAGCGAGAAAAAGAAAACUUUCUGGAUGAUUCGUAAGCGCUGAAUACUUUACUACAAACCGGAGUCCGCGCUGGUUUGCCUGCCAAAAAGUCGAGUGAUUUCUUAGUACAACUCGCCUAGUAUGGUAGCCUUUUCCAGUAAGGCUAACGUUUUAUGGUCCAGAACAUGUAUUGUCAUUAUCCAGAUCGAAAAUAUUUUUUUGUUGUUGUUCUUAUUCUAGUCUUAAACUUUGUAAACAAUUUUUUAAGCGCUGAUUGGUUGAUUAGUCGAUUGAAUGUAUUUUGAUUUGAGAAAAGGAAAGUUUUGCCAGGACUGAACACAAGCAGCGUUGUUUAUUUAUCUUGUUCACAGUUUGAAUUCAUCUUGGGUUGCUCGGUUUUGCUUAGAUUUUUUAACAAAGUUCUGGAAAUUUUGACGACUUUUCUCAUUUCAAAAUUUUAAUAUUCUUGCUUGAUAAUUAUCUUGCUGCAUAUUUAGAUGCCAGACGCAAAGUGUUUGUUUUGGCGGGAAUGUUUCUCGCUAUUUUCUAAACACGCGCGUGUGGUUUGUUAAUCUUAUGAUGUGUGUUUCUUGUGCACCAAACCCGUAUCGGGGGCAAAUUGCCAGUGUACUUUUUCUUGGCGAGAUCCUUUCUAUUAUGUGUUCAUUGUUGAUACAAGCCAAUAAAACUACUUAAGCUCAA